Saprolegnia diclina VS20 is the source of this 2937-nucleotide messenger RNA. RefSeq lists its product as hypothetical. The record is from RefSeq and is a predicted model, not a curated record. The coding region runs from base 278 to 2797 and encodes 839 amino acids. NCBI's taxonomy places the organism in Eukaryota, Oomycota, Saprolegniomycetes, Saprolegniales, Saprolegniaceae. The transcript has 4 exons.
GGCCAUGCGUCAUGAUGGCAGCGGGGGCCGGGUCGACGCGCGCCGACGGCCGCGAUCUUGUGCCCACCGCCGUGGGCGUUGUGAUUGGCCGAAAUUCCAACCUCCCCCUUCUAUUGCCAAUGUGUGGCCAACACCGAGCAGGCGGAAAUAUAAUGCUUGUCGCGUGGAUUGCAUACAAAGAGCAAGGUAGUUUUGCAGCUGGUGGGUGGAAAUCGAAUUAAAAUACAGAGAUUUUCGAACCACGCGGAACAGGUUCAAACAAAAAACACAGACCGCGAUGGCAUCUCGACGGGACUACCUCCUCAAGAAGGGGCUCCAGGUGAAGCAGCUCAACGAGGACGCAGCGCGCUCUGCGGCCUCGCCCAAGUCGGCGGCCCGACCCAGCAGCAAAGAAGUGGCGGCGAUCCUCGAGCUCUGCCCGCCGGGCACGGCCGACGCCCGCAUCGCCCAGAUCAUCAAGCAAAACAAUGGCGACCCUGACAAGAUCUCGCUCGCAGUGAGCGAUCUCUGGGAAGAGAACAGCACGCAAGACGACUGGGCCACCGUGAGCAAGAAGCAGCCCAAGAAGAAGCACGAAGAACCCAAACCCAAGUACAACCACUCGCCGCCGCAGACGUACGGCGAUAGCAACGGCGGCCGAGGACGUGGUGGCACCCGCGGCCGUGGUGCUCCUACGCGGGGCACGUCCCGCGGCGGUGGUGCCCGCGGUGGCAACGCUGGGCGCGGCCGAAGCGCCCCGGCUCCCCUCUCCAACACACGCAGCGACGAUCCGAUUGACGACGACGACGACAAGAGCUCGGAAGAUGACGACGACGCCGAAGACGACGCCAAGCCCAAGUACGUGCCGACGCCGGUGGUCUCAGCACCGGCUCCGAUCCUUACAGGCGCGUGGGCACAGAAGCCCAGUUUUGUCGCAAAGAAGCAAGCGCCCCCGAAGCCGCAGCCGCAGGUUCAGCACCACCAACAGCAACAGCAUCAACACACUGCGUCCCCUGUCGUACACGCCGGCCCCAAGCCCGUGAGCCCCAAGACGCUUGCCAAGAACCAGACGUGGGACGUUGUCACGGACGAGCCCAAGGUCGUCAUCGCAGAGCCCGAGCCCGUGUGGCCGUCGCGCUCGCCUAAGAAGGCUGAAACGAAGAUGGAGCCGGAGGCCACGAUUGCAUCCUGGGGUGCUUCGCUGCAAGAAGCCAAGGCCCACGCCGAGUGGGAGUCGCAGCAACAGGUGCAACAGCAAGCACCGACGACGACGACAACGACGACGAAUGCAUGGGCGCGCCCGGCACCGAUCGAGACGCCCAAGUCGCCCGUGGUGUCGCCAAAGAAGGAAAAGGUUGCGACGCCCAAGGUCAUGACGCCCGUGCGUCACUCGAGCCCGACGCACUCGCUCACGUUUGGGUCGCCGUCGCCCAAGUCGUCGCCGAUCCGCAACAAGUUUAGCAUGGGCCGCUGGGAGACGGUGGCGGAAACCGAGCUCUCGCUGCAGUUUGGCAGCUUCUCGCUCGAAGCCAUUGACACGACGCCGGCGUCGACGAGCGUCGCCUCCUCGGCCACGUGGGGCACGCCGAGCAACAAGACGGCCAACGCCUGGUCGCCCAAGAAGCACGAGUCGCCCAAGGCCAAGGCGUCGGUGCCGCCGCCCGGCAUGGACGCGCAGGUGAGCCCGCGCAAGGCGUCGCCGCGCAAGCAGUACACGCCCGCGGCCCCGUCGCCGGCGUCGCUGCCCAAGCCCGACGAUGUCAAGCGCAACGUGCCCAAGUAUGCUGGCGCCAACACGCAGGCGCCGGCAUCGCCCAACAUGGCGUCGCCGUCGUUCGACCUCAAGGGCAGCAAUUUGUAUCCGGCCAACCCGAGCUCGUACAACCAGUACUCGGUCGGCAUUGCCGGACGCAACCAAGGUGCGAUCGGGGGCAACUCGACGCCGAUUUCCAAGAUGCAGCCGCAAAUGACGACGCGCAGCGCGACAACGCCCAACACGACUGGCAACGCACCCGGGCCCGUGGCGGCGGCGCCGGCAGCGACCCCAACCGCGACCAACCCCGCGCCGACGGCCAACCCUGCGGCCCAGCAGCAGCAGCAGCCGCAGCACAUGCAGCACCAGCAGCCGCCGUACCAGCAGCCGCCGAUGCUGCCGGGGCAGUCGUACCACCCCCACUUUGCGCCGCCGCCGCCGCCGGGCAUGGCCAUGCCGUACAACCCGUACAACUAUGGGAACUACUACCCGCAGCAGGGCUACGGCUACUACCAGAGCCCCCAGUACCCGCAGUACAGCCCGCGCCAGCAGUACCCGCCGCGCGGCUCGAUGCCGUACGGCAUGGAGGGUCUCCAGGGCUUCUCCAACCCGCAGACCAUGCCGCUCGGCUACCAGGACCCGCACCAAGUGCCACACGAGUAUGUGCCGCAAGGGUUUGGUGAGCUCGGGUACCUUCCGCCCCCGCACGCGCAGCCGACGCCGGCGCAGCAAGGCGGUGUGCCCCAGCGCCACUCGCUGCAGCAGCCCCAAGUGGGCGCGCAGGGCAAGCAGCAGCAGCAACAGCAGCAGCAGCAACAGCAACAACAACAAGGCGGUGUGCCGCAGAACCAGGGUCGUCCCGAGUACGCGCCGCGCGACCACACGCAGUCGCCGCCCGUGCCCAACGUCGGUGGCUACCCGCACUAUGGCGGCUGGAGCGGCUACGGCCACCAGGGCCUCAACCCGCAGGCGGGCUGGAACGGCGGGUACCCGCAGCAGCCGCAGGGCUACCGGCCGUACACGGGCAACGCCGCCAACGAUGGCCAGAACGCGUGGAGCUCCUAAAUAGGCCGUGAUGGCGUCCUCGAGGAGGUAGUAGUUUGUAAGAUAUUAUCAACCGCGAGCACCGUGUUGAUGGCACGGGUGUCGUCCUCUUCGUCACUCGACCACCGACGACUGGGCGCCGUACGAAGCGACGUCGGCUG